AUGCAUCACCGCAUUCCUCCUGAGGCGGCGCAUGGCCUGGCAAAUGCGCCGGGAGCAUACGAUCAGCCAUGGCGCCCCUACCCACCGUCCUUCGAGCAUCAUCACGCCGAGCAGCGACGGGCCUCCAACCCCCCUCAACCUUCCCUGCCCUCCCACGGGUAUCCUGUCAUACCGAAUCGAGAGUUGCCUCAGUUGCCUCCCGAAGGGCCGUAUGGUCGGCCAAAUAGUUUGCCUGCUCCCAGUCUCACCCCGACAGAGUCGCAUCCGCCUACUUUUCGUCCUAUGAAUGGAGCUUCGCACGAUUCCAUCCCCCAUUCAGCACCGACGCAUCCAGUCCCUCCUCAUUCGGCGCCCCCGACUUUCAGCACCCCGCAUACGAUGCCUCCAGCUCAGUUUCCGACGCCGGUCCCGCAUAUUUCGCAUACUCCUGCUCCCUAUGAGGCGAACUAUUACCAGAAUCAAGCCUUUGGUAUGCGUCAGCGCAAGGCUGCCCGGGCUCAACAGGCCUGCGAUCAGUGUAGAGCAAGAAAAGCAAAGUGCGAUGAAGGGCGGCCCGCCUGCAGCCACUGCAAGGAGAACAAUUUGAUAUGUGUCUACAAAGAAGUUCCCCCUCACAAACAGGAAAAGGCCACCCAGCAGAUCUUGGACAAGAUACAAUAUCUGGAAGAUAAGCUUGACGAGCGUCUGACGCAUUUUCAAACGGUACAGAUGGAACAUGGGAUGACGCUAAGUAAGAUUUCCAACGAGGUCGGAUUGAAAGAGCCGAAAAUUUUGGCUGUCAAAGAUGCCGCCCGAUCAAUGCCGCCCAAGCAGACACUUGAUAGGUUGCUGAAACCAAGUGCUACUGAUAUUUUGCUUGAGUCAGAAUCAAAGAAUGGAGAUGGAAUGCAGCAGUUGGAUUCAAAUGAUCCUCCAGGGCAGAGUUAUGUGGAGAGAGAGGACGGUGAGCUGUCCAUCCCGGUGGAACAUACAACGGCUGCCCACAAGUUGCUCUCCUGGCCAUCAAUUAGGAAUCUACUCUAUCCCCGCGAGUACGACGAGGAUUAUGUGAUGAAGCUUGAAGAGCAGCGUGGCUUGAUUCGCGUCUAUGGCCGUGGCGAGGGCGCCGACACAAGUGAGGAUCGCAUGUCGCCAACCCCAUUAACUAGCUCGAAUUCCAGCAGCGGAUGGGAUGAUAGUCACACGCACCGAGCAUCGCCGAGUAGUCCUUGGACGCAGAGCUCUCAUCCCUGCGGUUUCCCGCAGAAGCUUCGAGACAAAGGGGUUGACGAGUUUGGUACUCUAUGGGCCGAUCCGGACACCAUCCGUCGCUAUCAUCGCAGUUACCUGGAGCACAUACACAAACUUCAUCCCUUCCUCGACCAGAGUGACCUGGAUAAGAAGAUCGAAAUGUUCAUCAAGUUCCAUUGCUUACCGAAGACUUCCGGAUCGACGCCUACAGGGACAGGCGACAUGCCCCGUGGUGCAAAAAGAAAAAGGUCAUGUGAUACUUUACAAGGUGCAGCGUGCGAUUUUCCAACUUCCGCUGGCGUUAGGACGGAAGCAACGAGCCGUCGCAUCGAAAAGUCAAUCGACAAUGCUGUUCUCCUUCUCGUGCUUGCGCUGGGCAGUAUCUGCGAAGUGGGAGCACCAGUCCCCGGUCCUGUCACGGAUAACCCCCCGGAUUUUCGCAAAGAAUGGAUCCCUGGCCCACCCACCCGGAGCGUCCUAUCUCCCGCUGGAUCUGACAUGAUUAUUCCAGCGCAGGGGAGCUUCUACGCACCGCACGCUGUCCCGUCUCCCUCGCCUGUUGACGGUCGGAGAAGUGUCGGAGGGCGGUCAGCGUCGUCAGGUCGAGACGUGCCUGUCAAUCGACAUCUCAGAAAUGUCGAUGUCAUUCCAGGUUUAUCUUAUUAUGCAUAUGCCACGCAGAUCCUGGGAGGCCUUCAAGGGGCCAAUGGCUUGCUUCAUGUUCAAGCGGCUUUGCUCGCAGGACUUUACGCCGGGCAACUAGCGCAUCCUUUCCAGAGUCAUGGAUGGAUAUACCAAGCCGCUCGCGCUUGCCAAGUGCUCGUCCGAUCGAAACGCUAUGACCAGAUGCAGGACGGGCCUAUGAAAGACCUCUACGAUUUUGCGUACUGGACCUGUCUUCAGCUUGAGAGUGAUAUUCUUGCAGAACUUGAUCUCCCCGCCAGUGGCAUAUCUCGUGCAGAGUCACGUAUAGGUCUACCAAAGGGACGCUUCACACUUGCUUUGCCAAAUGAAAUCUGCGCGCCCAGUACCAUGAUGAUGUUUUUCUAUUCUGCCCAAAUCCACCUCCGGAAAGUCCUUAACCGUGUCCACACCGAUCUGUACAAAGUUGAGAGACAACAAGGCUCCAACAAUGCAAACCCGGGCAGUGCUACCAAUGCCGCUAGUUCUGCGAGCGCUGUCAAUGCUGCAAUCGCCGCAAUCACAGCUAAUCCUUCCAGCAAUACUACAACCACGAGCAGCUCGAGCAACAACCGAUGGACCUCAAACGUGCAGGAAAUUCUUAGCAUGAAUCUCGAACUGUGGCGAAAUAGUCUUCCAGAGAUCAUGAAAUGGAAAGACACUGAUCCCCCCUCGGACGACAUAAACGUUGCUCGUAUGCGGGCCAAAUAUUACGGCGCACGAUACAUCAUCCAUCGUCCUCUUCUAUAUCAUGCUCUGCAUUUUGCUGGACUCCCCAAUCCCAAUCCAACUGCCGCAUCAGUCGAGUCACCCGCCGGAUCCGUUCUCUCUGGCCCGAAAUCUCAGCAGGUUUCGCCCUCAUUACCGCAUAGUCAACGGGCUUCAAACAUGGCACGUCUGUCGAGCGAUAUGGGCAUAGCGGUCCAUAGCGCCCCCUCUUCCUUUCAAGGAGGCUCGAUGGGCACCAUUGCAUACCGAGAUCUACCGCCUAAGCUACGACGAGCCUGCAAAGUGUGCAUCGACUCUGCAAUCUUGAGUACAGAAGCCUUUGAUGGAAUCGAAGGUCGUCCGAUCGUGACAAAUAUCUUUGGAACUGCUCAUGCGCAAUUCGGCAAUAUGCUCGUGCUGUCUGCGACCUACAUGUCCUGUCUCUCAGAGCUGGUGGACCGAAAUGUGCUCGAGAAACUUCUCAAGCGAACAAUCAAAUUCCUGUUGCAAAGUCGAUAUAUCUCCCCUAGCCUUCGAGCCGAUGCACGGAUCCUUACCGAAAUCUAUGAGAAGAUUUUUGGAGAGCCCGCCACGAGUUUCUCAUCUGCCUAUAGCUAG
Molecule: messenger RNA, 3237 nt
Organism: Aspergillus novofumigatus IBT 16806
Lineage: Eukaryota; Fungi; Ascomycota; Eurotiomycetes; Eurotiales; Aspergillaceae
Gene: clcA
Product: putative C6 finger domain protein
Exons: 8
Coding region: 1-3237 (1078 amino acids)
Biological process (GO): regulation of DNA-templated transcription
Molecular function (GO): zinc ion binding; DNA-binding transcription factor activity, RNA polymerase II-specific
Source: RefSeq, a predicted model, not a curated record